AUGGGUUUCGUACAACGUGCUCUGUUUACAUGGUUCAUAUUGCUAGUGUUCCUUGUGGUGCUUUGCCUUCGCUUAGAGAAUCGGAUCUACUGGAACUGGUUUCUAGUUUUCAUCCCACUAUGGUUUUACGACAUCAUACUAGUAACAUGGGCCGUAAUCGAAAUCGUCCAAAGGCAACAUGCCAACCGGCUAAUCUCGUUGCAUCAUUACAAGUACUACGUAGUGGGAAUAGUGUUGAAAAUAUUCUCCCAAAUCACCAUCUGCCUGAAGCUGGAGUACAAAUCGAUUCCCAUGUACAUAAUGAUGAUCCCGAUUUGGAUGCUGCUCGCAUUACUUAUCGUGUUUGUCGGUACACAUCUGCAGCCAAAGCCACGCUCCAUUGGUUCAAACAGGAGCAACCGACAAUCCACAGGCGUAUCCUCCUGAGGGUAUUUGAAACUUCGCGUUUGCGAAAUCGAACCAAGCGCAACGGAAUAAACUCGAGGAUUAAAAGCGUUUAUAAUAGUCCUAAUGGCUUGUCGUGUCAUUGCAACGUUGGUGCAAU
Messenger RNA from Anopheles nili, 544 nucleotides. Its product is annotated as transmembrane protein 60. NCBI's taxonomy places the organism in Eukaryota, Metazoa, Arthropoda, Insecta, Diptera, Culicidae. The coding region runs from base 1 to 426 and encodes 141 amino acids. The record is from RefSeq and is a predicted model, not a curated record. The transcript has a single exon.